AUGGUUGCAGGUUCAAAUCCUCACUACGCUCUUUUUAAAAAUGAAAUGGUUCGAGCUGAGCUACUGACUAUUAAGCCCGAAUUUGCCAAAUAUGUGGACUUGCGGACGGUUCACUUUGUGGAGUUUGAUAGUGUGCACGCAAUAUAUACUUUUAAUCCUUCAUUGGCCGAAGUAUGUGCAGUAGACCGUGUCAACAUGACUAUUUCAGUAGUCAAGAUUUUUCUUGUGUUAGCCUUAGUAUUUGUGUCUUGUGCCAUAGAAGCUUCGAUCCGCCGUGAUAUAGAUGUCGGUGGCCGUCGUCGCCUUUCCGGCAGUAGCGGUCUUAAGGUUUUCGAUGUCACGAAAUAUGGUGCUAAAGCGGAUGGUAAAUCAGACAGUACCAUGGCUUUUAUGAAGACAUGGGUGGACGCAUGCAAAACAAAUACUCAACCGGGUAAAGUUUUGGUACCAAAAGGAACAUUUGUGACAUCCCCAGUAGUAUUUCAAGGGCCAUGCAAAAGCUCUGUGCCUAUAACUGUUGAAGUUCAAGGAACCAUAAAAGCAUCCACUGAUUUAAGUAAGUUUUCUGAAGAUUUUUGGUUCUCUUUCGAAAAAAUUACCGGUUUGGUUCUUACCGGCGGCGGAACCUUUGACGGACAAGGCGCUUCUGCCUGGAAGUACAACAAUUGCAAGAAAGGUGGUGACUGCAACAGACUUCCAACUUCAAUCAAAUUUGAAGGAGUGACCAAUUCAAUCAUUUCUGGAAUCAGUUCCAUCAAUAGCAAAUUUUUCCACUUUCAUAUCUCAGACUGCACCAAUUUUACGGCUACUGAUCUCAAGAUUACUGCUCCUGGCGACAGUCCGAACACUGAUGGUAUGCAUUUGAGCAACACCAACGGUGUAAAUGUAUCUAAAAUCACCGUCGGAACCGGCGAUGACUGCAUUUCAAUCGGAUCAGGAGUUACUCAUGCUUCCUUCUCCCACAUCACUUGCGGUCCUGGUCAUGGCAUUAGUGUCGGAAGCCUCGGAAAGUAUCAGCAUGAGAAAGAUGUCAAUGGAAUUGUCAUAAGUGACUGUACAUUGUCUAAAACUACCAACGGCUUAAGGAUCAAAACCUGGCCCGGAUCUCCACCAAGUGCAGCUUCAGGCAUCACUUUUCAGAAUAUUACUAUGAACUCUGUUCAGAAUCCUAUCAUCAUAGAUCAGAAAUACGGGUCGAGCAGUUCAACUCCAUCGCGUGUAAAGAUAUCGGACAUUCAUUUCAAGAACAUUAAGGGAACAUCAGCUUCAGAUGUUGCGGUCAGCUUAACAUGCAGUUCAUCAUUCCCGUGCCAAGGAAUUCAACUAGCUAACGUCGAUCUGACCUACAAUGGCGGUGAGGGAAAAGCUUCGUGUUUGAAUGCUAAAGUUACGUCUAGUGGUGCACCAAGCUGCAAAUAAGAACUCGUGCAGUACGCACCUAUAUACGCAACUAGUUAGGUCCGAAAGCGGUUUAUUUAGCUAGGCU
Messenger RNA from Mercurialis annua (annual mercury), 1486 nucleotides. RefSeq names its product exopolygalacturonase-like. Bases 1 to 1419 code for a protein of 472 amino acids. NCBI's taxonomy places the organism in Eukaryota, Viridiplantae, Streptophyta, Magnoliopsida, Malpighiales, Euphorbiaceae. The record is from RefSeq and is a predicted model, not a curated record. Gene Ontology annotation, molecular function: polygalacturonase activity. Gene Ontology annotation, biological process: carbohydrate metabolic process. The transcript has 7 exons.